Molecule: messenger RNA, 2629 nt
Organism: Liolophura sinensis
Lineage: Eukaryota; Metazoa; Mollusca; Polyplacophora; Chitonida; Chitonidae
Product: tartrate-resistant acid phosphatase type 5-like
Exons: 6
Coding region: 743-1720 (325 amino acids)
Biological process (GO): bone resorption
Molecular function (GO): acid phosphatase activity
Source: RefSeq, a predicted model, not a curated record
CUACGCAGACAAGGUUUGUAUUUAAACUCCAGAGCAGUGAAUGGAAAAGUUUCUUUGCAUCAGGGGUACCCGUAUAAACAAGGAAGAGCUCCGAGUUGUAUGAUGAGAAAGUAUAUAUCGCUUAAAAAUAGCUGUUUAAAAUUGAUCGUAGUGAUUUGAAUGCUCAAACAUUCACGACUUGAUCACAUGCAAGGUUUUAGCUUCCUGAUCUCCCAUGAAAGGUAUUCGCUAGUCAUACAUAUCCAUGUAUAUAGGGGUUUAACAAACAACUUUUCAGUCGAAUCCGGUUAACUUUGGAUGAAUACCCACUUUUUGUGUAUAUACGGGCCUGUUUUACAUCACAUGAUCGUUUGUCCCGGAAAACCAGGACAUAUUUUUGGUGUCGUUGUCACGUAUCUGUAGGUCUGUCUCUGCUAUCUGGCCAUAGAUCGUGUAUUUCUGCCCCUGAGAUCAUCCAGCAACGGGUGGAUAUAUUAGUGCACUGUUAGGGGGUCACGGGCAGCGUCGCUUUGUAGAGACCCAAACGUCACACGUGUAGUCACACGGGCGUGUCAGUACGCGUAACGGCAUACAUAUCUAAUGUGUAACCUUCACUUAGAGAGGCUGUUCAAGUUUCAAGCAGGUCACUGGACCAUUCACCGACCUCAUUUCACCCGCUGAUGAACAAUGCUUAGUUACUGAUCAGAGUAUAAUCUCUCUGAUAUCAACAUCAUCACAAGGUCUAUGAGCUGAAGGAUCAGAUAUGGCGCUUCUCAUCAGAUGUGUGGCUUUCUUCGUAACAGUAUCAUCAACGUCCGCAUUUGUCAGCAAUGCUCUUAAUUUCACCGUACUCGGAGAUUUCGGCGGAAUCUCGUUUUUCCCGUAUCAAUCACCCUUCGAACAUGCCGUGGCAACCCAGAUGGGAAUCUUCGUUCGGGACCACGGUAGCCAAUUCAUCCUCGCCCUGGGGGAUAAUUUCUACUGGAAAGGUGUAAAAGAUGUCGAUGACCCAAGAUUUGAGCAAACAUUUGAGUCUGUGUUCAAGAACCCAUCGUUGCAGAUUCCUUGGUAUGUGUUGGCCGGCAACCACGAUCAUUACGGGAAUGUUUCAGCUCAGAUAGCCUACACCAAGAAGUCCAAGCGAUGGAAUUUCCCUGAACUCUACUACUCCCUGUCAAUGCCAAUACCAGGCUCCACCUCUUUUGUUGACAUCAUCAUGAUUGACACUGUCACUCUUUGUGGCAACACCAAAUCAGACGCAAGCUCUGAACCGCCGUCGGAGCCUGAUGACGUUCAAUUAGCAGAGGAUCAGUGGGCGUGGCUAGAGUCAAAGCUGCAGUCUAGCAAAGGUUUAUACCUGGUGGUAGCUGGUCAUUUCCCGGUGUGGUCAAUCUCUGAGCAUGGACCAACCAAAUGUCUGGUGGAUCGACUGAUGCCCAUGUUACACAAGUACAACGCCACAGCAUACCUGAACGGCCACGACCACAAUCUUCAGCACCUGGAGUACAGUAUGUUAAACACAACGGUGGACUACUAUGUCAUUGGUGCUGCUGAUGUGGUAGACCCCAGCACGAAGCAUAUCAACGACGUUCCCACGGGCUCUCUGAAGUACCAUGGCGCAAAUAUCCUCACGUUAGGAGGAUUCGCCUUCGUGCAAGCGGACAUGAAAUCGAUGAAUUUGACCUUUGUGGAUGCUGAAGGCGCCUUGUUGUAUUCCCAUGCAAUGCUACCCCGUGUUUAGGUAUACGCAUAUUUAAGGCGUGAAUUCACCAUGUGGUGUUUGUUACUGUGACGAAUUUUGAUUGAUGUAACGUUAAACUAAUCCAAUUGACUUUUGAACAGUCAAAUUUCAGUCACCAACUGUACAAAGCGCUAAUCCAUCAUGACGUCGGACUGAUGGUCCUGGGGGGUCUACGAUCAUACUCUUUACAGCGCAUGUGCUGCUCUCUAUGCUCGAUAUAGACAAGCGACCACUGCGAACACCAUACAAGUUUGACCUUUGGAGACUGUGAGACGCACAUAGAUUUGUUCAGGCCUAGCUUCACCACUAGUGUCCUCGCGGGGAAAUACUUCAUCAUUGAAUUGGUUCAGGUCUUGGUUGGAAUCGUGUGGCAGAUAAUUUUAAAUAAAUAGAACGCGUGUGUGAAGUAUUAUUAGAUACAAUGGUUGACGCAGUACUUUUUGUGGUUUGUGACACCCAUCAUCGUGACCUCAGUGUUGCUCAAGAUUUCUGUACAAAAUUUGGUAUAGUGAUGGCAGUAUAUUAAAUGUGAACUAAAACUGCAGCUGUUAUAUUUUGACUUUGGAGAACUGCAUUGGUUGCUGAUUGUGGUUAAAAUUUUAAAUAUAAAAUCUGACUUCACACUAGUAUUAACUAGUACACCUUCGAACAACUGGGCCCAGAACUAUUAGCACCGGCCAAAUGAUAGGUGACAAAACUACAGGAAUUGUAUUAAUGUGGUUCAGAAAGAAUAAUAUGUCUCUGGCUUGCACAUACGAGCUAUUAACGAAUAAAUCUUCUUCACAAAAACGGGCCUUCAUUUGUGAUUACUGCCAAUGGAAGAUUCACAAUAUUUGCUACAAAGUCUAGUUUCUAUUCUGAAUGUGUACAUUCGGUGGUUUUAUAAUAAAAUACUGGGUUCCACUAUGA